Cricetulus griseus (Chinese hamster) is the source of this 1521-nucleotide messenger RNA. The record is from RefSeq and is a predicted model, not a curated record. Lineage: Eukaryota; Metazoa; Chordata; Mammalia; Rodentia; Cricetidae.
GCUUAAAAGGAUAUUAAAUUAAGUGUGCUCUAUGGACCAUGUGCUGCUAUGGAUGUCUGAAGCACUUGAACUGCAGCUUGGGAAGACACAGACACCUAAAUGCUGGGCUGGAUUAAGUGCCUGAUGAGGAUGGUGAUUGAGCGAAUUGUGGUCAGCAUGCAGUCGGUACUUUGGUCUGGAAAACCAUAUGGUUCAUCUCGAAGUAUUGUAAGGAAAAUUGGUACCAACUUGUCUCUGAUUCAGUGUCCCAGAGUUCAAUUUCAGCUUACCAGCCAUGCAACAGAAUGGAGUCCCACCCCACCAGGGGACGACGUGGUGGCAUCUUUUGCUGAUGUUGGAUGGGUAGCUGCCGAAGAAGGAGAGUGCUCCACAAAGCUCAGGGCAGAGGUCAGGUCCAAGUCUCCCCAUGAGGAUAACCUUCCUUGCUUUGAGAAGCCCCCAAGCAGGCAUGUUUCUUUACCAAACUUGUCUCAAGAUGAGCCUCCCCCAAAGACAACGCUGGCCAGUGAGGAAGCCAUGCAAAAGAUCUCUGCACUCGAGAAGUCAGAGAAAGAUGUAAAGCCUAGGCCAGUGGAUACUACUGACCCUGCUGCCCUCAUAGCAGAGGCCCUGAAAAAGAAGUUUGCUUACCGUUAUCGAAACAGUAACCAAGGGGAAGUUGAAAGAGAAAUUCCAAAGCCAGAGUCAGAGGCCACCUCAGAGCCAGUCCUGUUUGGCCCACAUAUAUUGAAGUCUACAGGGAAAAUGAAGGCUUUAAUUGAGAAUGUUCCAGACUCCUAAUGGACAAUGUGAAAGACUCCUGGUUCACUGUUGGCUUGCAAAGUUGAGUUUGGCAGUAGAGAUCACCAGUAUUUAGUAAAUCUCUGACUGUAAUGGUCAUUGGUCUCCUUCUUAGCCUAAUUAGAGGAGUGAGAAGUAGUGACAGCACCAGAGUUGGUUUGGCUCUUAUGAGAUGGUCAGUUCUGGAGCUUUCCUUAACAUACACGUGUUAUAACAUGUUUUUAAUAGGUAGCCAGGGUUCAUCUUCCAGCCUUGAAAAUAUCUGAAAGCUUCAAAAUACAGACGGGCCAUUUAUGGAUGCUGCUGUGCAUUUUCAAUUCUUAACACUAAUAUCUGUGCAAAUGUUUUAUCUGCACACAUUUGGAUAUAAAACAGUAUGUAAAAACAUUGUAACGAAUGGCAUCAAUGAGGACACUGUUAUCUUCAGCUUGAGUUUGCUGGUCAGGGAUGGAAUAGCUGGUUUGCCCUGUUACUAGAGUACAGUAUUGGAUAUGGAAAUGCCUCAAAUAGGACUUACAUAUGUUCUCACAUUUUCUUUUCCUCCUGGAGCUGAGUUUACAUAAGCAGCAGAAGAUGUUUACUGCUGAAUAUUCGUGUUGCUUUCUGUUAGAGGGACAUGAGGGCCAGGAAGGCUGCUUAAACCUCACUACCACUCAAUUAUUGGGAAGCAAAUGUACUUCUCAAGUAGUAGCAGAUCGAAUUAUUGAAUUAAAUUACUUUUUAAAUAAAAGCCAGAAUGUA